Molecule: messenger RNA, 1714 nt
Organism: Mugil cephalus (flathead mullet)
Lineage: Eukaryota; Metazoa; Chordata; Actinopteri; Mugiliformes; Mugilidae
Product: transmembrane protein 196
Exons: 5
Coding region: 495-1040 (181 amino acids)
Source: RefSeq, a predicted model, not a curated record
GACAGCUGUCUAGAAUAAUCUGCCCAUGGUGUUUGAAUGCUUCCACAUGGGGGCGGAGGCUGGGGCUCCUGUCCUCCUGGCUAUACGGCCCUGCGCUGUGCGCACACGUGCGUGCGCGGGAACUCGUGCCCCGUGCGUUUGCGCGCGCGCGCGUGUGUGUGUGUGUGUUCGCAGUGUCGCUUAAGUACCCCGGACAGCGCCAUGCGCCACAGACGCACUUCUGCACGCGGAGGAACUUCAUCUGAGCGCUCUCUCUUCCAAUCAGGCUUUUCCCUCAUACAGUUUUAAUUAGUUUCUUCUUUUUUUUUUCUUUUUUUUACCUCUUCCGCAAGUUCACCCUCUCUUUACCCACUUAUUCGGAUUACUACUCUUUUCCUGCCGGGCAUGAAGCAGUAGAGCCGAGAAGCCCUCACGGAGAGGCGGACUACUCUUUCUCUUUCUGUCCUCCUCCUGCCGCCUCCUCCUGCUGGAGCUGGAGAGAUGCCCGGGGCAGGAUGUGCUCCAGCCGCAAGAUCCUGUGGAGCCUGCUCCUGCUGUCCGUGGUGGAGGUGGGCCUGGGUGUGGCGAGCAUCGUCCUGGGAGCCGUGGGCAUCAGCUCACGGAGGGAGCUCAAGACGCAGCAGGGCGAUGCGUCUCCGGUCUGGAGUGGACUCUGUUUCCUGGUCUGUGGGAUGUGUGGAGUGCUGUGCGCUCGAAAGAGGACGGGUCUUAUUAUGAUCCUUUUCUCAGCGUGCUGCAUCUGCGGUCUGAUCGGAGGGAUCCUCAACUUCCAGUUUGUUCGGGCGCUGAACAAACGGCCCGAUUUGACGCCCUCAAUCCACCUGGCUGCCAUGACUCUGGCCUGUCUUGGGAGCACAUCGUGUACCUUAUCCACAUGGCUGACCUGUCGCCUGGCCAGCUCUGAGCAGCAGAGGAUGUUCCUGGAGAGGGAACACUCAUUGCACCAUUCGCAUGAAAUGACAGAGAAGGAGGUCCUGGACAACUCCAGCAACGGCAUUCCCCAGAUCUCCUACAAUGGACACACCGCGGCAUCGCCUUGAUGACGUCUCACCAGAUGCGACCCGCACACGCCAGAACGGAGGCAGCUGCCGAAAUGCUCGCUGUCAGAAAGCAGACACAGCUUCACUCUACAUAUCCUGCAGCUUUUAACUGAACACUGACAGCAGGAAGUGAACCAGGUCCCUCACCUCGGAGCCCUCUCGCCUGCUGGUGGAGUGAGACGUGCGGCGUAGGAGGGCGUUCGUGCUUCUGAAUUAUUAUGCAAACGAGGGUCCGAAGACCCUCUUUUCAGCUUAAACCAAAGCCAGGGUGGUGAGCUGCCGUUCGGGUGACAAACCAGGUGACAGAGACUCUGUGUCAACUUCUGAUCCCUAAACUGAUGAGCAGCAACGAGAACCAUUCUGUCCGACUUCUCAAAGCGAUGAGCACAAACCAAGCAUGCGGCUGAUUCACUUGUUUUGAAGAGCUAAUGCUAUUCCAGUCCUAUUAUCUCUCUCUUGUCUUGUAAUCGGUUUGUGGAAUGAAGAGCCUGAGGUAGCCCACAGUAAACUGUAUCGUCUGACAAUGGAAUGCUUUGACAUGACAAUAAGGUGAUGUGCAAUGUACUGUACUGUAUAUCCAUGCUUGUACAUCAGGUAUCUAUAAAUCAAACAUAUUUUUAUAAUGCUUCUUAUAAAGUGAACUCAAUUAAAGUAUCACUAGUCUGAAAGAUGGA